This is a messenger RNA of Selaginella moellendorffii, 1016 nucleotides long. Its product is annotated as small RNA degrading nuclease 1. The record is from RefSeq and is a predicted model, not a curated record. Gene Ontology annotation, cellular component: nucleus. Gene Ontology annotation, molecular function: exonuclease activity; nucleic acid binding. The transcript is spliced from 9 exons. Lineage: Eukaryota; Viridiplantae; Streptophyta; Lycopodiopsida; Selaginellales; Selaginellaceae. The coding region runs from base 252 to 1016 and encodes 254 amino acids.
CGCUUCGCGUACAAAAACUUUAGAAGCAAGAUCCAUGAGAUGGCUGAAGAAAAGAAAUCGAAAAGUAUUCAUAUGAACUUCGGUAUUAAUCCUUGCGUUGCAUCGAGGCACCAUUGAGCUCAUUCAAUUAAAGAGACUGUGACUUUGAUUGAUCACGUCGAUGGAGCGUGUCCUCACGCUGCGAGGCUGUUAUAAGUAUUCAUCGAAGAAUAGUAAGGAGGUACUGUCUGGCUUUGAGUGAUCGCUUCGCUAUGGAAGUUUGGCCUUCUUCUCCAGAGCAGCUUCUCGUUGAGCGGACUCGAGAGCAUCCGCGCUUUCUGGAGCGUUACAAAUCUUUCCAGUCCUACGCCACCAAACGCCGAGAAGCCGAGGGAUGGUACUACGCUACUUGCACGCCAGGAAGCGAGGUGAAGCUCCUAGCACUGGACUGCGAAAUGGUUGAAUGCAUCGGCAACGAAGAGCAGAUCGUCCAGUUAUGCGUCGCGGACCGAGACUGUAAGAAGCUGGUGGACAUUCUUGUGAAACCCAGCCGACCAAUCGUCGAUUAUCGCACUCCUGUUCAUGGAAUCACAGCGCAAGACCUCAACAGAGCAGCCUACUGUACUCAGAAAGAUGCCCAGGAUAAGCUGGUAGAACUACUCACUCCUGGGACCAUCUUGGUUGGCCAUACGUUGUCCCAUGAUCUAGAAAUAUUGAAGAUCAGCUAUCCGCGGGUCAUUGAUGUUGGGCUGCUUUUCAAAACAAAUCGCGAGGCUACUGUUGGGCUCAAUGAUCUCUGCAAGAUUAUCUUGGGAUUUGAUAUGCGAGGCGAAGAUGGAAGGCACGAUUGCUUCCAGGAUACCGUUGCUGCAAUGAAGCUUGCGCUUCACGAACUUGUGCGUCCAACUCUUGGGGCUCUUGACCUGGCGGCGAUUAAUGAGAACAAACUUCUCAUUCACGGAAUUCCUGCGUCCAUCACUGCUGAUAACUUGAGUAACCUGUUUGCUAUAAAGUGCACAGUAAAGGUAGUAGCUUGA